UCGUUCGUAUAUAGACUUACCCCUAGUGCAACACCAUCAUUGUAUUGGUUGUCAGUGGGAGGAAUAGUGCCCAUCAUUAGUAUUAGUGGGAGGAAUAGUGCCCCAUCAUUGGUAUCAGUGGGAGGAAUAGUGCCCCCAUCCCCUCAUUGUCAGUAUCCGCCACAGUGGGUGUCAGGGAGGAUAGUGCCCAUCAUGGUCAGUGGGCAGGAAUAAGUGCACCAUCAUUAAUCAGUGGCAGGAAUAGUGUCCCAUCAUUUGGUAUCAGUGGGAAAAGCACCCCUCAACAUUAGUAUCACUAGUGGAAUAGUGCCCCCAUCAUUGGUGUCAUACAGGCCCCAUCCAAGAGUGUAACAGUGGGAGGCAUAGUGCCAAACAUCAUUAGCAAGCGUUCAGGGUCAGUGCCGGUGGUCAGGAGGUAGGUAGCGCCCCAUUUCACAUUGGUGUCAGUGGGGAGGAAUAGCACCCCAUCAUUAGUAUCACUGGCAGGAAUAGUGCCCCAUCAUUGGUGACAGUGGAAGGAAUAG
Messenger RNA from Staurois parvus, 524 nucleotides. NCBI's taxonomy places the organism in Eukaryota, Metazoa, Chordata, Amphibia, Anura, Ranidae. The record is from the annotation of a GenBank genome assembly.